Messenger RNA from Pocillopora meandrina, 23065 nucleotides. NCBI's taxonomy places the organism in Eukaryota, Metazoa, Cnidaria, Anthozoa, Scleractinia, Pocilloporidae. The record is from the annotation of a GenBank genome assembly.
UUCUUUUAUCAUGUUUUAAUAUUGCUCAAGUUCGGAAAUUUUCUUUUUCUUUUUCUUCAAGAAAAUCUCAAAAUAGGGUGCUUUCCCGAGUCUCCUGCAUAUCGGGAGUUCCGGGUAUCUCCAGGAAACUAUCGCCCGUGGAGUCUCACACCGUACGAUUGCGUAAGACUUUGUGGCGACUUGAAAUAUCCUCUCUCUGCUCUACAAAAUGGCAACUUGUGUUUUUGUGCAAGUACUUUUAAUUCCUCGCGACAGCAAAGCUCAAACUGUACCAUAGACUGUACUGGCGACAGCAGCUACCACUGCGGUGGAACUUGGGAGAAUUUAGUGUACAACUCGAGCUCCUUCAAAGACGAACUAGUGAUAAACUACUCCAGUUCUCUAACCGUUUUCAAGUGGAUUAAUUUAAUUGCAGUUUUUGUCAAUAGAAGCUCUCCCGCACUACAUGUGGCUUUUAAUAUCGGAGAUGGCAAUGGGGAAUUUCUUGGGGAGAACGCGGAAUUUAGAUUUAGAGCUGUUUAUUGGGGAAAAAUCAUUGUCAAGGCUCAAGUAUUGAAUGCAUUCUCGGUGGGUUUUGUUCAGCGUGAUAUUUUCAUUAAAGCUUUCCCAGGGAGAGCAGAGUUGAAUUGCCCUUCGACUGUUAGUACGGAACACACUUUCCACUGCACAGCGAAAAUUUACGAAGGGACAACAUUAGCGGCAACAUGGAUGUUUCAAAAUGGAAGUGAAAGGAAUAUUUCCUUGCCAAGUAAGUUUCAAAAUGCGUUCAUGUUUGUUUUGGUGAUAAUGGAUUUUUCAUUUAAUUCAAACCUUCGGUUGGUUCGCGACCGCACAAAUUUGACAGAGUUUGUUUUGAAAAGAUAAAACUCAACAAGAAUUAUGACGCGGAGGUUAUGAAAAAUAGCAUCUUGAUUAAUAUGACAUUUCAAACAAAGCUGAGUAAACGAAACGCAUUUAUGUGUGUGAAAAUAAAGAAUGUAAUCUACAUUUUACAUUUUAUUCUUAUUCCAGGGGAAAGAUACAACAUGUCUUUAAGUUUCUAAGCAACCCGUCAGGUUGUAAGUCAAAGGUUUCCACGAAAUUUGAAUUGCUCUUCUGUUGUUAUCAAGCCUUGUUUUCCUUUAAUUUAAAACGUACAGGUUAUUUCAUAACCUAGAUUGAUAUAUGUUAUUGCAAUGAAACAUCCUACAUAUAUAUCGUAGCCUUUUUUGUUUAUUUUCCUCAUUCAUAAAGUUCUGACCGUCUUUGUUUUGAUUGACACUAUCAAACAAUAUUAGUCUUGCUUCGAAAAAUUGCGCCGGAUUUUCUUUCCGUCUCGUACAAAAAAUGGAAAAUGAAACAGAUAAUUUUUUCUCGGUUCAUUCGUGACAGCGAACCUUUUCGUGAUUGUUCACUUUAAUUUUUGAAGAAUAUUUCACUUUACUUAUCUAUAUUAAAAGAAAACAUUACGCUUGUGCGAAUGAGUUUGGUACCUAUUCCAGCUGAGUCGAGGCAAGUAUCUCCUGCGCCCAGGUUUGCGUAGGUUGUUGAAAUACAGAAGAGAUAUUACAACGUUUUAUUUACGCCGUUGUUAAAAGCACAUAAGCUGUUAACGAUCCCAGAAACAUUAUGGCGAUUUUUUUUGUCGUCUCCGCUAAUGUAAUGGACUUUUUGUUUAAAGUAAAUAUUCAGUAAUUUCCUACGCCGGACAUGCGUUUAUUUGUCUUAAUUUAAAUAAUAUCGAAUGAAGUCCCCUUCUUUAGUAAACAAUUUUUUUUUAAAAUAUCAAGUACAAAUGUUAAAACUAAGAUCAAAAGCUAAAUUAUCCAUAAAAAUAGCAACAUCUGAAAUGUCAAUUUAUUAAAAAAAAAAAUGUAGCAAUGUGGAUAAAUCUCCUUGUCCAGCAGGAUUUUGUUUCAAUGUCAAUAAGCGAGGAAGCUUCGAGCUCCGUAUCGAAAUCUAAAAUCUGCGAUAAUAUCUCGGAAAAGACAAAAGUCGAAGACACAUUUCAGUCAAAAUUGGCAACUAUCUCCGAAAACUUGAUACUUAUUGAGAUAAUCAUCGAUACUGUUUCCGAAAAUUUCGUUUAAGUAGAACCCAUCAAAACUAUCCGCGUGUUCAAAUGUUUUAUGAAAGGCUCAUCUUUUCCAAAAUGGUCAAGAAAUCUUUAAGAGAAAUUACUUUUUGGAGAAGGAAAAUUACACUUGUCUUGAGUAUCAUCAAUAAAUUUAAAACAAAUUUUGCUUUAUUUUGUAUAACUUGAGAUAAAUAUACAUGAUUGCUGGAAAUUUUUUAAUUUAACCACAGGUAGCCCCUAGCUAUAGAUGAAAGAUUACAAAAGCGAUCGUGUUUUUUACGGAACCGUCGUAUUUUAAAACAAAAAAGUGUCUGGGAUUGAAAAUGAUAGCUAACCUCAAUAUAAUCGCACGUGUUUCCUGCAGGUGUGACUCUUGGGUUGAUUCACAGCCAUUUAGGAAGCUUUUACCUCCUACGAUUUUUCUUUCAUCAAUUUUUUUCCCGCGUUAGGUUACGAAUAGCAACCGCAGGCUUCAACCUCGGGGAAAAUAUUCGAUCGUCUCCCAUUUCCUCGUAGAUCACGGACGAAAGUCCGCAACCGUUUCGUUGUCUAGAUCUGUUCUCGACCCGCUUGUACACUAACAACGAAUCAAGGGCCGAAAAUCUGGCUGUUAGGAAAGGAACUAAAAUUUGUUCACGAAAUACUAUAUGAAGAAAUCUUCACAAUACCGACUUAUCUACGUUUGCUACGCUCAGAUGGAAGGGUAUUGAUGUUACUGCGAUUGAAAGACCAUCACCCAUACCGAGCGUUGGUAAUUUAAAUCCUCUCAUGGUUUUAGGGACACAAAGGGGGAAUAACACAUCGCAAAAUGAUACUCAAAGAGAAGAAGAACUCUCGGCUUAAAUUCCACGCGCGUGCUCGCAAUGAGUGGAAUGGAAAGAAAAUAAGAUGUUCUCGUUCUUAGUCAUAACAACUCGAAUUUACCAUUUCAAAAAAAUUUCUUCUCCAUCUAAACAAACUUCAUGUAAACCACUUCACAGGUCCCCUUUAUGUACGAGCUGGCUCGCCAAUACCUCAGUGGCAAGUGCAAAAUCUAGCAUCCUCAUAUGGUAGUGGAGUGUUUUUACUUCCCUCGUCCCAGUUCUCUUCCGAAGCGCGCCUUUUGGCUCUGGAAAUAUAUGGUCAAACAGCAGGACAAAUAAAAGUGUUUGUAAGUAUCUUCUAAAAUCUAUUAAAAUGAAUAGAGGUUUUCUAUAACAAAACCAAAGCAUCACUCUGGAGAAGACUUGAUUUCUGUACUCUCGAGCUGCAAACCUCCAUAUGGCCCUAUCUUGUUUCACAAGGACACGAAAAUAAAUAGAGGUGUUUUUUCGUCUUGUUGCGAGCGUAGGACAAGGAAAAAAUAUUGAGUCUCCAUGAGGAAUCAAACCUCAGACCUUCGGAUUCCGCGCUUCGAUGCUCUACCACUGAGCCAGAGAGACUCUACGGUAAGUGAGGUGUUUUACGAAGUUCAUACUGCGAGGAUCAGUAAUGUCGAUAGCGUCAUGUUUGUAAAAGAAAUAAAGAAAGAUGUUUUUAUCGUCUUGUCACGAUCGUGGGAAUUUUUUCGCAGCUGUCUUGUUUAAACAAAACAUUGCAGGCUCUUGGGAAUAGAAUUGAAGGAAACAAGACAAAAAAAUAAUGGUGAUUUGAUUUUAUUCUUUUUUUUUCCUUAGGUUGUGAGACCAGUGUGUAAUUCACCAACAUCCUUCUACUGUCUAGUUAAUCAGUCGUGUACGAGCCAACCGUGUACCUCUCAGUUCAUAUACCGGUGUGUAUCUCCCUCUGCCCUCUGCGUAUCAAGUGCUUCUUGUACUUCCUCACCCAGCGGAAACUGCUCUCAGUCCUUCAAGUCAACGACACGGCGCGCAAGUCACUUCAGAAUCACCGCUGACCUAGGUGUUUUGACAAUCACAACAGGCUACAAUCUGAUAGUUCUUCCAGAGAACCAGACUUUUGACGUUUCUCCCGGGGACAUGAUCGCUUGGGGACCUGCAACGGACGGGAAAGUUGCUCAUAAGCCAGGGGAAAACACAGUAUACAAUUUCUCACGCGUCAAUGCGAAAACCCUUCAAAAUGGAGCGGAUAUUUAUAAAAAUCAGUCAACUGAAAUUUCUGACUUGGAUUACAUGAUCAAUAUUGUUGGAUCCCAGGCCUCAAUAUUCGAGCUAGACCACCAAUUCAACCAAUCUGGAGUGUACUGGGCCCGAGUCACAUUUAAGGAUGCUCUCGGAAACACUUUAGCACCGAUAACUCGACAAAUUCUAGCCCAGACUCCCCUCGUUGAAAUCAAAAUUGUUUAUCCAUCAGGAUUUCCCUUUUAUGGAGUUCGAACUAAUCGCAAUAUGACGAUGACAGUCGAAAUUCCCACAGAUUCCAAUGUGACUGUGUCGUGGACGCUUCUCAACACGAGCACUUUGUUGAAACGCCAAGAAUUGCAAAACGCAGGACAGAGUUCUUUACGAGUUCCGCUCAAUAUUACAUUCUCCAGUUUAGGGACGCACGUUAUUCUUGUUGAGGCAGAAAACAUGAUAAGCUCGGUCAACGCCACCAUUUUUGUGAACGUCCAAGACUCCAUAUCUUCUCUAAAUGCUUCAAUAAUUUCGGCACCAGUCUACCUCGGCACCCAGUCAAAGUUGAUUUCCUUUGCUAUUGGAACAAAUGUUCGGUAUAAAUGGAACUUCGGCGAUGGUGCGGUGACUUCCUAUAUUUCCAACACAACUGUUCAUCACCGUUUUGCAAGAACUGGAACUAUAAAUGUUUCUGUUAUUGCAUAUAACCUUGCUUUCAAACGGACAACUUGGUUUCAAGUCCAGGUCCUUCACCCUCUUACUAUUUUCGUACCUAAGCAAAGUUUUGUGGGAUUGAAAUUGAAUGCAUCAUGUUCACUGGUCGGUCCUUUUGAAUCAGACCAAUACUAUUACUGGAAUUUCGGAGAUGGAGUAACUGAGGAAGGAACCAAUAAAACGCAAGUCUUCCACAACUAUACCAAAGGUGGAACGUACCUUGUCUCUGUUAAGUUAAGAAAUGAGGUGCUUGUCAACGCAAGCUCGGAAAUUCUUGUGAUAGAACCAGUUUCAGGACUGACCCUUGAUAACUUUACUGGAGUUGAGCUGUAUGACAAUCACACUUUCGUUGCCAACACUACCAAAGGAAAUAACUUAACUUACGAGUGGUUUCUGCACAGUAACAAUUCCAUAACAAUCAUGAUUUGUACAAGCAACUCGAUGGAAUUCCAUUUUAACCAAACAGGUUUCUAUACCAUCAGUGUAAACGUUUCCAACGCUAUAUCCUCUGCAUUUGCUUCGUUCUCGUUUUCUGUGCAAAGGCGCAUAGAAGGACUGGGUAUCACCGCAUUCCCGAAUCCUGCGCCCUCAAACAGUACGAUAACUUUUAACUUAACCAAAGGUUCGGGAACUAAUGUUAAAUAUCGGCUAGAUUUCGGUGACGGAUUCGUUUUACGGGAAUUUCCCGAGAGCUUCCUCUUUAACCGAACAUUUCUUUCCGGCCAGUGGCAAGUGAUUUUUACAGGAGAGAAUGCUGUUAAUCAUGUGAUUGUGUUCUAUAAUGUGACUGUUCAGGAUCCUGUUAAAAAUAUCACAGUCGGCGUACAGCCUGCGGCUUUAUUUCAUGGUAGAGAGCUUGUGGCAGUUGGGGAAGAGACGCAUUUAUUUAGCAACGUAACUGAGGGCACGGAUGUUUACUUCCUCUGGGAUUUCAAUGACAGCAGUAGCUCCUAUCCACACAAAGGUUCUUUACUUCCCACUGGAGGAUCCAACCACACCAUUACACACUCAUUCCCGAAUAAGGGCCCAUUCAACGUAACAGUGAAGGCUUAUAACGUUAUAAGCCGAUUAUGGUCAUGGAUUUUCGUGUAUGUGCAACAAAGAAUCGAAGGAUUCGCUUUAACUGUGACCGACCCAGCUUCUCCUGGUGAUGAAAUCACUUUCCGUUUUUCACAAAUCAAAGGAGAUAACGUUAGUUAUAUCAUCAACUACGGCGACAAUAGUACAAGUCAAGUCGUCACGACUGAUAAGGUGCUUAAAACUUACAACAACACCGGGGUGUAUAAUGUAACGGUUAAAGCAGUUAAUCAGAUUAGUUCCGACACAGCUGUAAAAACAAUAACGAUACAGCAAAAGAUUCAAGGCUUGGAUUUCAUUUCCACGAUAAAUCCAGUAGAAAUUGGAUCACCCACAGUGAUAUCGUGGAAAAUCGCUGCAGGAAGUGAUGUCAAGUACGUGCUAGAUUAUUCUGAUGGGAGCGCUCUACAAGUUCUGAAUGCGAACGUUGUAGGAAUGAACGUAACUAUUCACCACAACUAUACUUUUUCAGGAGAAUUUACAGUCAAAAUUACUGCGUACAACCUUGUGGGGCCUAAUAAUACUAUACAAGCCAAAGCAGUGGUGGAUGAGAGCAUAGUGGGUCUUGUAGCGUAUGCCCAGAACAGUACUGUAAUUAUGUACGAAAAAGUUGUAAUUUUGACGUCGAUCCUAAAGGGAAGUCGAGUAGAGUAUGAAUACAACUUUGGCGAUGGCUCUGCGCUUGUUACUACAAAAAACAACACAGUGGCGCACACGUAUAGAAAAUCUGGAGCGUUUAAUGUUUCAGUCACAGCUCGCAACGGUCUCGGUAUGGCUACCGUAUAUCUAAAUUCCACUGUGGAAGUAGGAAAACCACGUGCGCCGUUACAGAUCCGGGGACUUAACGUUUCCUGUCAAGCAACCACCCCUGAAAAUGCAAGUGAAAUACGCGUCACUUUCGAGUACGGAUACCUGUUUCAGUGCGAGGUUGACUUUGGAGAUAAUUCAGAACAGAAUUACUCAGACUCAAACCUUCCGUCCCUGCUGCUGCACAUCUAUAGCAGUGUGGGCAGUUUCGAGGUGAUCGUGAAAUGUCAAAAUGAGUUAGGUAGCGACGUAGCUCAAACGAUUGCUUAUGUCGAUGAAGUCAUCACUGGACUAAAAUUCAAAAGUGGAAAUGGUGUAAUUCAUAAGGAAUUUGGUCAGUCGGUUGACGUCGAGUGGAUUUGGGCAACGGGAACAAAUAUCAACCUCAACAUCGUACUGCAUGGCCACGGUCCAAUAGAAAGUCACCGAACUAGUAGUACAUCAGAGUUUAUCCGGCUAGGAAACACCCUAUGCCCGAGCCCGGGAAAUUACACAAUCGAUAUCACACUGUCAAAUUCCGUCACAUCUCCAAAAACGCUCACAGCUGUAAUUAUGUUCACAGAAAGAAUAUCAGAACUAUCUUUGAGCUUUAACCCGGUUGCAAGAACUGGGUAUCCUGUGCCGUUUUUUGUUACUGUUUCUUCAGGGCUGGAUGUCAAAAUUCUUUGGGAUUAUGGAGAUGGAAGGGACAGUGAAAACCACAAUAGAGGCUUUGGAAAUCAGAAAUUUAUCUCCAGUCACUCGUAUAUGUUGCAAGGGACCUACACAGUCGUUGUUUUCACGUCAAAUUACAAUUCGGGAGAAAAUGCAACGGAUAACGUGACCAUUAUGGAUCCUGUACAAGGGUUUUCGUUCCAUCAAAACAACACCUUGAUUUGGCCUUCAAGGAAAGUCGACUUCCGAUUUGUUCGAAACUCCUCCUCGUUUGACUUACUUGGCGCAAAAUACGAAAUCGAUUUCGGAAACGAAAAAGUCUCCAGAGAACGAACUAUCGAUCCCAAAGAGACAAAUUUUACUUACAGUUUCUCCUACCCAGAGCCGGGUUGUUACCAAGCUAAACUGAUCAUAUGGAACUUAGUAAGUCGUGUCGAGUUAACAGCACCUGUUAAAAUCAUGGAGCAUAUCACCAACGCUUCACUGAGAGCCAUGCAUUCUGAAUACUCUGCUCAUCCGGGAGCUGCGGGCGGAGGCCCGACGGGAAACACGUUCCCAUUUGAAUACCCAGUGUCCUUCAGUAUCACUCAGGAUACGGGAACUUGCUUAAAGUACGAUUGGAACUAUGGGGUUUAUGGUGAAUUACGAGAAGUCGCAAAAGCAGUUACAACGCAUCGUUACCCUUUGCCCGGAACCUAUAAUGUUACGGCUAAGGUUUACAACAGCCUCGGGACUAAGUAUUUGCACAGGACAAUUACGUUACAGCAUUCCGUGAUAGGAUUGUAUUUAGUUGUCAGUGGGCCAGGAAAGCCUGGGAGCAACAUCACUUUCGUAGUAUUCUGCGCGAGCUUGGGAACAGAUUCGAAAUUCGUUUUCAACGCAGGCAAUGGGAGUCAAAACGUCACUCUUUAUCGCAAGGGAUUCACUAAUAACACCCAGUUAAAGGCGGAAAGACUUAUUGACCCACAUAUAAUACUUCCAUUUAAUCCAUCGCUUUAUUAUGCAAGAGUUGUUAACCAUGUUUACUUAGAUGAAGGACAAUUUAACGCGCAAGUGUGGGCCUGGAACGAGGCCUCUAACCAAAGAGCUGGGGCUUCAGUUCUAGUGGCCAACGAAAAUGUCCCUAUUCCUAUCGUUAAAGUGAUUGGAGGAACAAACAGCCCAACGAAUGAUGCUGCACUGAGCUAUGGAAGGCAGUUUACCCUGACCUCGCAAGUGACAAUUCAAAGCGAAAAACUGUUCGUCGCGGCUUUUAGUUGGGUUGUUUACAAAGCAGACACAUCAUCGCCUCAUCUACAGCUCCCCCCUGAGUCAGGAAGAGAAGUGGGGUAAGUUGUAGUCUUGGGUCGUCCAUUUGUUGACGUCAAUAACCAUAAAAAAUGAAAGCAGCGUGUUACAAUUUUUUUUAUUUUUAUUACAAGUUUAUUUCAUAAGACGCCGCGCGAACUUUUGCUGAUUCCUGAGGGAAAAAAAGUUAUCGAACAAUUUUUUUCAAACUUUCCGUCAAUGUUCCCAAAUAUUUUUGUGUCGAAAAAUACAACAACAAAGAUAGGUCACCGUUCAUGUUUAAAAGAUAUGAUGGGCCAAACUUACCCCAUAUGUGUCUGUACUGGCACCAAUCACGCACGUCAUUCCAUCACUUUACGGUACAUUUUGCGAUAUCUGAAAGCAAGGGCUUUUAAAGCAAAACUUGAAAAAAAAACCUGAUGAGUAGAAAGUCUCUAGCGUAUGGAAAAAUUUGACUUAUAAUUUGCGGAAAAAUAGCGCAAUUUCAAACGACAUAGACUUAAAACCCUUCUUCCAUCCUUCGUUGCCUUCAAUAAACGAACGAAAGUCAUCGUAACACUGAGACAUUUCACAUAUAUCUUAUACUAAAAUAUACUAAAAUAUUCAGCGCCAUAAUAUUAUCGAUGAUAUUAUACAUUCAGCUUCGGAUAGUAAGAUGCAUUUUUUCAUUCGUUUUUCACAGUCUGCCUCCAGACGUCUUGAAAAAUCAGUCCUCAUUGGUUAUUCCCGCUUUUGGCCUGCUCCCUGGCGAAUAUAUCUUUCGACUCAAGGUGACAAUAAUUGAUCCAGAGAUCGAUAACGCUGAUUUCACCUUCAUCAAAAUUUCUGGAGCUAAUAUCGAGGCUAGCAUUGCCGGUGGGCAUUUGAGAUCACAUGAUUGGGGACAAAGACUCUUUUUGGAUGCGUCCGAGUCACAUGAUCCACUGUCCCAAGGAAACGAAAAUUUGAUUUUUGUUUGGUUUUGCCAAAUUACCAAAACCAUUGCUGGUAUCAAAAAUUCUGGACUUGGUUGUUUUGGCAAUGGGGAUGGCCAGGUUGAAUACACGGGGAUAACAUUUCCUGUUGAAGCAAAGCAGCUUUUUGAAUCAACAACUUACGAGUUCACAGUAAAUGUGAGUUCUGUAAAGACCGGUCGCUGGUCAACAGCAAACCAGCUGGUGAUAGUGUUAACGGGGAAUCCCCCUGACAUCAAAAUGCGGUAAGAGAGAGAUGUUUUUAAUUUCCAAUCUGUUUUCAUUUUUUGCAUCGUUAGCCAAACUAGCUACUCUUUGGGUUAAUCUUUCCAUAUUAGUAAUUUUCUUCCGCAUUCAACUUAUUUUGUGGUUUUUUUCGUGUUCAAAAUAAUCUUUCGUAUCUCAAGUUUCUUAAUUCUUACCUUACUGUCGGUUUUAGUUGUGUUUCCAAUUGUGGGAAGUACUUAGAUCCUUCCAGAAGACUUCAUCUCAGCACAGAAUGUUUGGAUUGUGUCAGGGACCAACCUCUAACCUACAGCUGGUCUGUAAUGAACGGAAAUGCAUCCGCGCCAUUUGCGGUUUGGCCAGAGCGAGCUCUCACUCCUCUCAACUCUCCAGAAGCUCUUAUUCUUGCAGGGACAUUUAACAACAGCAGUGAAUACAGAAUCAAAGUGACCGUGAGUCGGCCAAACUCAGGUGAUUGUUUUCAUUACACUAAUAAUCAUCAACUGAUCAUCUAAGAUGAAUAUUAAUUAAUUAUCAAUUACCAUUAACUAGUCGAGAAGUGCACUACCAGUCAUUCAGAAGUCAGUAUACGGCGUGCUUUUAUUAAGUUGAAAACAUUUAGGCCGGACACUUGUUCAGGCCAGCAAUGCAAUACGGCAAUGAACUAAAUUGUAAAAACUUUACGAAUCGAUUACAAUUUGCACAAUAAUAACUUAGGAUUAAAAAUCUAUGAUGCUCUAUUAAUUUGAAGCUUUUGCAUAGGGGAGAAAAAGCGGCUUGUAACAAAGGUGCAUAUUUGAGAAGAACCGUGUAACAGAGCGUUUGCCAUGGAGGCAUAGCUAGGAUUUCACACAGUUGACAGUUUCGAAUUCUCGUGCGUCAUAACUGACGUAGCUGAUACUACUACCUCCUUGAAAAUCAGCAAGCUAAUAGUUAGCGGUGAGAGAGAUUGGCACUAGUUUAAAGGACAAUAUCGACUGUUAAUCGUAUAUUGCAAUUGUUUGGGUUGGAGUACAUUUGAAAUUGUAUUUAUUUUAUACUCCUCCUUGAAUUAACUCUUUUACUGAUCCAGCGGUCACCUUUACAAAAGAGAAAAGCUGAAGUAUACUCCUUUGUUUAAAUUCCUUGCCUGUUCUUAAUUUCACACGUUUUUCUUCAUGCUUUCUUAAAAGCAAGCCAAGGCAUCGCAGAAUAUAUCAUACUCACAAACACCCCACCACAAGGAGGCACAUGUGACGUCACACCCCGGGCAGGCAGGGAACUGGAUACGAGAUUUAAUUUCUCGUGCAGGGACUGGCAGGAUGAGCAUCAACCACUGACUUAUGAGAUGUUUAUCACACACCCGGCUGACGGAAAGGUACCAGGUUCCCCUCGGAAUGGUGAACUGGUCUUCUUUGGUCCUUCAUUACAGGGCCAAGAAGUGCUACUUCCGGUUGGCAAAGACGAAGCUCGCUAUUUCAUUAGUGUUGUCGUGUUGAUAAAAGACGCCUUUGGAGAAUUUUCGAAAAUAACGCUGCCAAUUCAGGUAUUACUUUCGUUUUGGAGAAAAGCAAUUAAAUUAUCAUCCGAAGUGACACGAGGAGUUCCCUAAUGUAUCAUGAAGAUGUCAAAUUUGAGAUGUUUUUCCUUGCUCGUUUAUAAUUUUUCAGGUUAAGCCGAGAAAUGUGACUCAAAAGGAAAUUACAGAUAAAACCCUCAACGAAGAUAAUCAGCUAGAAAAGGAAAUUGGUCGCGGAGCACUGCAAGAAGUUGUACAAAUCAUACACGUCAUUAGCGACAUACUCAACAGUCAUGAUGGCGACGAUGUGUUUGAGGAGGAGGUCAAGAAAGAGGUAUGUUUCAGUCAGAAAAUCACAGUAACGUUUUCACGAAAGAAAGAAAUGAGCAAACAGUGCACUGUUUAGAGAUUACUGAUCAGAGAACUGAUCUCAAAAUCUCGAAACCUUCCGAGAACAAGAGUUACGAUGAAGUUUAAACGAGUGUUUAAUGAAAAAGAAUACGACGACAAGUACCCGCGAAAUGCUACCGCUGAACCAUAGGAACGUCUUGUUUAGGUGUUUACAUUUAACGCCGCGUGAGAUAGGGAAUGGCAGCACACGUUUAUAAAACGACCGAACUUCUUCCUACCUGCAACGACAUUGAUUAUUCAGAUUUCUUUAACUGGGGUUCUCAAGCGGUAUCUCAUUGACACUCUUGAUCGGAAAAUUAAGGAGCACUAUGAGAGAAAUCCAAGACUCUGGCCGAAAACGCUACGCCUUGACGGCAGAAUAUUACUCCGAUAACGUAGACCUUUAUUAGAUUUUAAUUACGCGCUCUGCAUAUGAAAAGAGGAGGAACGUAAAAAUUUGAAAUUCAGAUAACGGAGUAACAAUUUCUUUACUUACUAAAAAUCUGGCAUACGGUGAAAUUGAAAGUUAGCCGUCUUAAAAUUAUUGGUUGAUCACUUUGUCGUCUCUUUUUAAUAGGUUCGGUCGGCGAUGGUCGGGUACCUGGCCGAGAUUCGUCCUCAAACCUUAAAUGAUGUAUCAAUCGUGUCGAGGUCUUUGAACUCCGCAACGGCUGUUCCCUCUGAGACUGAAGUAGAGGCGCAGGUAAGAAACCACAUUUGUAGAACUGACAGAUUGGGAUCAAAAAGUUUUUAGCUGCUUGAUCGAGUCUGCUUCACUUCUUGCAAUCUAGCGUCUCUACUAAGAGAUCAUCGAAUCUCGAAUGGUUAGGACUUCGGCUCCACACUCCCAUGUUGUAAAAAGUGGGUUGUACACAAGCGUGGUCUUGUCUGAACAAUGCAUGUGUUCGUCGUUUUGGCUAGUGGCUCCUUAAUGUUAUUAUUCAUAAACGUGCAAAAUUAAAACUAAGUUUCGUACGGUAUGACUUAAGAAACUUCCAGGCCCUACAAGGUUAAAAUUUUUCCAUAGCCGCCAUCUCCUUUGCUUUAUGUCAGAUUCAUUCAAACCAAUCAGGAAGCUAACAAAUGUUCAUCAUAACAAACGUUCAUCACAUUACCAGCAAUGCGAGUCAUAUUGCGUCUCAAAUACCGUACGUCAAUCAAAGAUUACUUUCAAAAUGGCUUCCCGAAGAUACAAAGAAAUGUAUGGGAUCUGAAAUAAAAUCUUAUUUUUUGGCAGUUUAAAUAAAUUAAAUUCUACGUGCAACCUUUACCUGAGCUCGCGAAUGUCCUGUAGGACGCGAAGAACGACCACUUUCCAUCGUUUUCUUCGUGAAAAAAGUCGCCAUAUUUACUUCAGCUUAGCAGCCUAGCAUUUCCACGCUUUUUACCGCUGUUUUAACAAUCUGCAGACUCCUACAAGCGCCAAAUCGCGCCAAUUAUAAAAAACAAAACUUGUAUCACUGUGAGCUCAUUCCAGUCUGAUGCAACUGAUGCGCUCUGUAGUCUUUCCACGGUAACAGUGGGGUUGCUGUAUGCCCUAGAAAGUUUUUAAUGCAGAAAACAAAACAUAAGAUUGGAAUCGAAAACGUGUUACGGUUAAGACGAUCAAACCAUCUUCUAUAAUGAAGCUCACAUUUAAGCUUAAAAUCACCAUCGAAAACAAACUAAAUAUACCUGAUAAGAUGCUCAUUCAAAUGAGCCGAAGGCUCCCACGUGCUUGUCCACAAUGGCCAGUCCUUCCAUUUUACUAGGUAUUCAAAGUCCUGAAAUUGUCAGAGAUUGAUUAGAGCUGUUUAUGAACUUACUUCGAUUGUAGUAUAAAUUUCAUCCGAAGUAAAAUAUAGCUGCAGGAACAUAAAAGGGUCAAUACACAUACCUCGUUCUUCAAUCUUCGCCGGCUGAUAAGUCUCUCCACAAAAUAAACUUUAGAUCCGCUUUUAAAUUUUCUCCUUCCUUUCAAAUGAACUUCUAAAUCCACUGUAGAAAGAACAUUUAGUGCUUUAUAAUCAACUCGAUUCCUCCGCGGAAAUCUACUUCGCUCCAUGUUUACAUGAAAUCUGACGCCAUAGCGCAUGAACAGUAGAACCUGAAGAAACUACUGACCUCGCGGACCGCGGGAGUAAAAUGUCUCGGAUUGCUGGUAAUGAUAACAUUUUUGUAUAUCAAUAAUGGUAAUAGGACUGAGUGGAGUCCAAUUCGGACUGUAACCAUACGAGUAAUUCACAAAAUCUAGCAUGACUCCUAUACUGUUCUAUUAUUAUGUAAUUGUUAUGCUCAGGUUCAAGCAACGAAGCUGCAUACUAAAAUGGUGGCCUUGAUGACAAAAGAGUCCCAAGCAGAGGAGGACGGGGGCAUCAUCGAAAACAUCUCUGGUGAAAUACUUGAAGGACUGUCUAAUACAUUACUGGCUUCUACCAAAAGUAGUGCUGAAAGUUUGAAUGAAACGACCAAAAACGUCACAGAGGUUAACGUUCUGUAUUUGUUUUAUUUCUAUGCGACAAUGUUCCAUGGGUUUCAGUAGAAUGAUGCCACGUCAAAAUAGGUACAAUAUCGAAAUAGAUGUAACACUAAAACAAAUCGCGCGAGCGUCUCGCUGAUCCUGAGGUUGGUCACGUGCACGAUCACUUGAACUCCUUUUUGUAUUUUUCCUCAGUUUGAUUGGCAGUCGAGAUUAUGAUGGUUUUAUUUCAAAAUACUGUUUUCUAGGUUACUUGUAGAAAGUUUUUCGACCGAGAGUUAGUUUGAAACUAAAUCAUCGUACACGUAACGGCCGAUUAGACCACGCAAAAUGCCAGAGAAAGCCACUGAGAAUUCAAAUGAAAUAGAAGAAACCAAGCGCGAGAAUAUACAAAUGACCGAGUUUCAAUUCCUUUGUUCUUUAAUCUACUUAGUCGAGGGUGUAGCAGAAGUCUCCUAGGCCAGUCAUAAAGCGUAAUGAAGAAUAGCCAACCUAAUCAGGAAUUUUUUUAGGCACACAAUUAAAAUUGCCUCGCAGGAAAUCAAUCUCAUCCCUGGUCAUGAUUUCCGCUCUACAUUCUAAGAAAUGGAAUUGUGUAUUUUUUUAUUCCAGGAAGUCACAUUCAAAGUCCUUCAGCUUGUGGAUGACGUGUCAGACGCAGUGCUUCGCCCCAUGACACUCAGCCAGAAACCGCUGGUCAUAAAUACCAGGAGCGUGGCUGUUGGGUUGUCUAAACGAAAGCCUGAUAACCUAGCCGGGAUCGCAUUGAAUGUGGGAGGAGAGAGUCAGUUCGUACUACCUCACAAAGUAAGCCUGGUUAAUGAAACGACCAACUCGUACGUCACAACCACGGUGAGUGUUAGGAUUUGGGGUUUUUCUCUUCUGUAUUGUUUUGGUUUUAAAUUGUGUUUUUCAUUGUCUCGAUUAAACUUCAUGAAACGCCAAUAAUCAUUUUUUGACCUUACUUAGGUGACUGAGUUAUCUACCAAUCCAUUCCAAAGUUCCGGUAAUUUCACGUUGGUCAAAUCGAAUCCUUUAUCUUUGGUGCUAAAAGGGAGUGACGGAGAGGCUAUCCCUGUUGAAGAUCUGACAUCACCAAUCGAUAUAUUACUGCCUCGAAAGGAAUCUUUGCAGGUACCUAUAUCCCACUGAAUGAUAAAAAGUUGUUACCUGUUCGAAUCUAAUACUUCAUUCGUGAGAAGCAUUUCUUUGCUUGUAGGAAAUUAUGAAGCCUCGCUUUGUUGUAUGUCCCGCAACUUCAUGGUGAAAGCGAUUAAAAAAAAGAAAGAAAAAAAAUCCUCAAAUCCUCUCGCGGGCUGAGAAACACGCGUCUUGCAGCGUUGAUAAUGAGGCUCGCAUGUUUAGGCACUUUCCUAACUUUUCUCGCCAUAGGUUGCGCUGAACAUCUCACAAACUCCUUCUUCCGACGGAUCAAUGACGUUUCACAAAGUUUCCGUUCCUAACAACGACAGCGUCAUUAUAGCUAAAGUUCUCCCACAAGACAAGAGGUCAAAAUUUACUCUUUACAUUCGCUACAACGAACAGCCUUCACUAACUAACCAUGACUUCAAAACAAGUCUGCCAUUCGAGGAUUCUACGUUGGAUAACUACACGAUGUUUGUGUUACAAGAGCAGAUGAAAGGAAAAGGGGAUUACUACAUUGGGGUGUUACCCAUUGCGUAUGACAGAGAAGCGGUAAAGACAGUAGUAAAUUAUACUUUUGACGUGAUCUGUUCUGCUUGCUAUUUCUGGGAUGAGGAGGUCAAGGAAUGGAGCACUAAAGGAUGUCAGGUGAGGAGUGUUUCAUUGUAGCAGAAAUACUUUUAAUGACGACUUAAAGUAUCCACGAUUCUGCUACCGUCAUUUUUUCAAUUUGGUGUCGUAUAGUAUGCUAUCUAUGGUAACCUCCGAAAACACAAAAAAUAUCCGAUCGCAAAAAAGUGAACGGGAAGAUUUAGCAUUUAGACUUCGUAUUAGAUACUCUUUCUUUACUUUUUUCUUUAUUUUUUUCUUUUUUUUUACCGAUAAUAAGUCAUCCAAAACUUUAAAUUAAUUUAAAAGUGCAAAUGGAAUUUUUAAGCCAAUAAACUGCACCAAAUUUGUGUGCUAUGUAAAAUGUAGAGUGAUCUUGACGUGCCUAAAGUCACCCAUACACUACAAAACAUUUUUAGCUAGUAAAACUUUGACAAAAUUGCUUUUUAACAGCAAUAUAAAGCUAUUCUCUGACCGGAAUCUCAGAUUUGCCAUUGAAUAUUUAAAGAUUAAAUAAAUGUUCCUUCUAGGUCAGCAACAAAACCAACCGAGAUCUAACAUACUGUCAGUGUUCACACUUGACAUGGUUCGGUGCAGAUCUGUUUAUUCCACCAAAUAAGCUGGACAUUAAAGACUCUUUCAAGAAGCUCGCCAAUAUUCAUAAGCAUCCUGCACUGCUGGCGACCUUCUGCACAAUCAUUUGUCUGUAUGUAGUGGGGCUCGUGUGGGCGAGGAGAAAAGACAGGCGAGAUGUCGACAAGGUUUGUGUCAUAAGAUAAUUUUUAUCUGAGUUUUGAAUUUAUCCAGGUUUUCUUUGGUUUUGCUUUUCUUCGUCUGGUGAUUUGCCUAGUAAAAUUCUUCUCAACCUAUCAGAUGCAAAACUAAAAGUUCUAACUGAAUGAUGCUUAGAGUCAGCAGAACCAAAGUAUCCUGCCUCACAAUUAAUGUAAUUAUUGUUUAAAAGUUAUUGAUACAAAUCUACCAGCGUCCUAUCUCAAAUGCUGCAAUCUGACUGGUUAAGAGAAUCGCUAAGUAGUCUGAUGGUGUGCAGCUGCAGAUAAAGACAAACAAAAGAACGUGAGCCGGUUUUCUUGUUUUGUUUUGAGCGACCAGUAAAUUUAUACUUUCAAAAAUUAACUCAUUCGCUCUUUAAUUCUAUGCUUGAAAGUUGAUUAGUGGCUUGCCCUCAUCAACUAUCACGCGAUAGAAAUCUCGAGAUCAUAAUUUAAGUGUACAUUCAAUCAAGAAGGCGGCUCAGGGCCACUUAAUUCUGCUACGGAAUGAUCAUGGUCUCUUAACCACACUUCUUUUUAAAUGUCUUUUCUUCUUUAGGUUGGUCUCGUACCAGUCCUCGAUAACAAUCCAGCGGACAGAUAUCGCUAUGAAGUCACAGUCCACACAGCACGUGGCAAGGACACAGGGACCACAGCAAACGUCUCCAUCCUUGUUGCAGGUGAGGACGGACAGAGCGCGGUGCAUAUGCUGAAGAGCACAUCCAGGUCGUGUUUAUACCCAGGCGGAGUAGACUCUUUCCUUAUCACUACGCCUGAAUGUCUGGGAAGUCUGACAUAUAUCCGUAUAUGGCACGAUAACACGGGCAAGAGCCCCUCCUGGCUACUGUCACAAGUUGUCAUACGGGAUAUUGACACGGAAGAAAAGUUCUUUUUUCUGUGCAACCAAUGGUUGGCGUGUGACCAAGGUGAUGGACAAGUUGAUAGGCUACUUCCUGUGGCGGGAAAAGACGAAUUGCGUGAUUUUAUGCACCUUUUCAAAGCAAAGACGAGUCGUGACUUUUCCGACGGACAUUUGUGGUUUUCUAUCGCUUUUCGACCUGUGCGGAGUCGUUUCACAUGCGUGCAGCGUGUCUCAUGUUGCUUGUCUUUGUUGAUGUGCUCGAUGUUGGUAAACGUAAUGUGGUAUCGAACACCGAUGAAACAACAAAACAGCGUCAUCAUAGACCUGGGGUUCUUUGAAUUCACUUGGCAUGAGAUUCUUAUCGGCAUUCAGUCCAGUUUAAUUGUCUUCCCAAUAAACUUGCUAAUAGUUCAGUUGUUCCGGAAUAGAGGGGUCAGUCCUAAGACCAAGAAAAAAUACGUUGAGAGAACUCGCACAGAAUUCAGUCCUCCAACACAAAACCCUCGUAAACAGACUGCGGUAUCGCUUAGUGACAUUACGCCCACAGCUCCUCAGGUGGGGUCAGAGGAUAGACGACAAAGGAAUGUGCAGUUGAAGAACUUAACCAGCAUUCGUUCACCAGUGACGGUGCGCCAGGACUCAUGGGAUGACGAAUUGUUUUGUACGUUACUGGAGACCCAGAUAAGUUUCUCAAAGAAGGAGAUGCAAAGCAAGGGAGAGAAAGUUAAGAAAGAAAAAAUGCCAAUUAAAAAUGAUCAUGAGGGAGAGGUACCAGACUAUUUGUCCUCGGAUAUUUAUUACUACUUGUACAAAGACGAGGCAAUCAAUUACAACAGAGGUAAGAUAUUACUUAAAACUAAUUUAUCCUUUCAUUGACAUUCAAUCUUGUCUCCUUCCCUUUCCCGACCAUAACGCCUUCCGUGUGUCUCCUCUCUAGAAAAGCUUGUAGAGAAUAUACAUAUGUUUCUUCAAAUCAAUGUUUUCUCUGAGACCUUCAUUGUAGAAGCUACAGGAAAUUUCUUUCAUUCUUUUCAAAGUUCGCCCUGAGUCUAUCGGCAGUAACGAGUCCGUAAACACAACUACUGCGCUAGUGCCUCUGGAAAAACCCAAGAAAAAGAGAAAGCUGAAAAUGAAAUGUCUCUUUCCAUGGUGGUUUGUUUACAUUGGUUGGUUUUUGUGCCUAUCCACGGCAACUGUGGCAGGAUUUUUUACGCUUUUGUACGGGCUAAACUUCGACAACAAACAGCAGGCAGAAUGGCUUAUUUCCAUGUUUGUGUCGAUGGCACAAGACGUGUUGGUCAGUCAACCAAUCAAAGUGAUAUUAAUGGCAGUUUUAUUCGCUCUACUCCUGAAGAAGCCACAAGAUGAAGACGAUGACGUCAUCAACGCCGAGUUGGCGCGCGACGAGGAAUGGCUCGAGCAAAAUCUCCCGCAUGUGCAAAAGGGUAACGCAAAGGUCGCUGAUACACAAUGCCACCGCCCACCAGAUAAGGUGUGUGUCGUUGUAUAAGUCCGGUUCUUACGUUUCUGUGGUUGUUUUGAAUUGUUACGUUUCUCGUUUAUGUAACGUGUUUUUCGUUGCCUUUUGAUUCUUUUUUGGAAUUUGUGUUCCAUAAUCCACAAAAUCCUCGCGGAUUAGACACCUAAGCUAACCUUCAGCUCAUUUUCCAUCGGUCGAGUUCUGCCCCAUUUACCCCGAAAAUUCAACUUUGUGACUAUUCACUGCUGCUCUUGUGAUUGAAAAUUCAAGUGCUGUAUACGACGUUGGUAGUUAAUAAAUGGCUGGCGUGUGAAGUCUUUUCAUAAUUUUAAACACAAAGGUUUCAUAGGCGAAAGUUCUCGUGCACGACAUGUCGCAUUAAAGGAAUAUCUGGCGCCUCAAGCUUUGGAAGCUAUCUCCCUAGUUGGUGUGCGUACCUUCGCUUUCAGUGCAUAAGUGUUUAAACUCUGGUACGCAUUUAAUUAUCCAGGCUUGAGAUGAAAAUCAUCUUUGAGUCAUCUUGUAUAAAAUCGUACAUUUAGAAUUAUGUUUGAUUAAAUUUUAUCUUAAUGCUUAGCAAAGUUGAAAUGAAUGAGGCACUUAGCCCGACAGACGUGCGUAUUGUUUACUCUGACAAAAAUUUGUCCCUUGAUAAUUCUGAUUUCAGUUUUCAUUUGUUUUUCCAGGUACUGCUAAACGUUGCACGAGUCCGUUUGUUUAAAGAGCGGAAGAUGCACUCUGUCAUACGGGAAAUAGUAUUUUACUUCCUGUUUGUCUGGGUGGUACUUUUGAUAGCCUACGCCCACAGAGACCCGUAUGCACAUCACAUGACACAAAACAUGGAAAAUCUUUUCGUUGGUAACUACGAUUCUCUCGGUUAUCGCGAUGAAGACAAAAUCGACGUCAAGAGGAGCACCGCUUCACAGAACAACGGCAUCAAACUUUACGAGGUUAGUACAUGUUACACAGAGAAUUUUUUGUCUUUGAAAAGAUUGUGAGUUACAACAUGAUGUUUAUGAGAAUGGCAAACGGCAAAUAUCAGCUAUGAUUUUACCUUCUUUUCCUCUGAUCGUUCAAUUAACCUUGAAGGAAAAAAAUCCAAAACAUUUCUUGUUCACAACGUGAGUGAAAUCUUCGUUUUGGCGCACAAACGGCAGAACUGAGAGGACAAGAAAAUAAUUUUUUUUUUCUGAUUUUGUCGCUAACGUUAGGAUUUUAUCCAACGACGGAUUUAACCCAUGCCAGGCCAUUGGUAGGCACUACUACUUCUAUUGUUGAUUGGGCAUCCCUAAACAAUUAAGCCACAUGUUUGCAGCGUGGAAACUUUUUAGAUAGUUAUUCGUACCGCGGAAACGGAUUAUACAAUUAAUCAGUACUUCCUUUUAAAAAUUAUUGAUCUUUUGAUUGCGGUAAAGGACCAGUGUCAAAGUCAGGGGUUUGAUUUAAGUUUAAUUAUAACUUGCCGCAGGGGAGAAAAAGUUUACAACAAUUCUCAUUUUCCCUAACGUUAACUGUUUUUCAUAGGUCUCUAAUGUGAACGACUUUUGGGAAUGGGUUGAACAGACACUCGUCCCAGGUCUCUAUAACAAUGGCUGGUACAACGGCAAGUCUGGACGGGCAGGCUUUUUGAAUGACAAGAUGUCAUUUGUAGUCGGCGUUGCCCGAAUGAGACAGCUGCGUGUUAAAAGCGGUAAGGAAACGAAGGCAUUUGCGUCGUCAACAGGGAGCUAGUGAAGAGAUACCGUAUUGAACCUAAAGUUUGCGAGAGUUGCAUUUUCGAUUCUUUCGGUUUUUGGUUUGUUUUUUGUUUUCUUUUUUGUAGGAAUAAAUUUUUCCGUUCUGAGGUAACUGAAAUCUCAGUAAGGAACUGAUAUUUUUGCAAUUUUAGGUAAAAGUUGUAGAGAAUUUACAAGGAAAGAAACGUAAACGAAGUUGUCGAGAUAUACAGAGAGGAGUUACUAGUUGUUUCGGUACUUAAUUCAUUAAUGGAUAUUUUGAACGGGUCUGAAAGCGAAUAGUACGAGCUACUAACACUUCAUUAGCGCGAAAAGUUCUCUGUUUGACUGAAGGCAAUUAAAAAGUCUCCAAAACCAGUGUUAAGCAAUCAGCCUUACCUUGUUGGCCAAUCGGAUGUGACUCCGUAACAAAUUAUCAAGGGAAUUUUGGUCAUUUAAUAACAAAGGGCUAACGCUCGAAACGUCACCUUUAUAAUGUCUUUCCGGUGGCCAAUUUACAUAAUCAACUCUAUUGAUAAAACCAAAUUAUAUAUUGAAAUACCCCCAACCAAAUCAGUACCACAAUUUCUUUAGAAACCUUCCUCCUACCUUUAUUCAUUUAUCUACUAAGGAACUGUCUCAUUGGUUUUGAAACAGUUCUCAGUUUUAGCGAGUUUCACUCCGAUCGAAUAAUUGGUUUUGCAACUUUGCGGUCGUUUGAUCCUACGUCUCCUGUCUUUCCCGCUCAAGUUUUCUUCCUAUCUGAUACCUAAGUUGACAGUUAACCAAACUAAUGCUACUCAAAGCAGCUAAAAUUGCAGAAUAGGAAGGGAAAAAUAGUAUUGAGCUUUUAUAAUUUGUUUUUUACCAUUUUUAGGAACAUGUAAAGUUGCAAGUGCUUUUAAUGUUCACAUGCCGGAUGCCUGUGAUGAUAAGUAUUCCUGGGACUCCGAGGAUCGGACCCCUCAAUACGCGCCCGGUUGGAAACUGACCAAUCAAAAUGCUUCUUCCUAUCCAGAGUACAGCGCAUGGCGCUACAGGGGUACAACUGAACUGAAAUCCCGACCUUUCCUCGGUCAUCUUGCACUUUAUCGCGGAGGGGGAUAUAAAGCAGACUUUGGGUCAACAAUAGAUGGCGCUAGAACUGUGAUAAGUGACUUGAAAUCAAACAACUGGGUCGACAAAUACACGCGCGCUGUAUUUGUCGAGUUCACUGUUUACAAUGGAUACAGCAAUCUCUACUGCGUGGCGAACUUGCUGCUGGAGUUCACGGCUGCUGGUGGUGUAGUUCCCUUUAUUCAGUUGUUAUCAACACGUAUAGACCGCUACGUUGGAAAUUUUCUACUCUUUGUCUUAAUAUGUGAAGUUUCUUUCGUUGUCUUCACCAUUAUCUUCACCUACCGCGAGUUCAAAAGACUUCUAAAGACGGAUUUGAAAGAAUACCUCACUGCGUUCUGGACCUGGAUCGAGAUAGCUCUGUUAAGUCUAUCCUGGACAAGUAUCGCUCUGUACUUCAUCAGAUUCGCGCUGGACAGGUUCACCAAAAAGACUUUUCGAGAGAACCCUAAUGAAUUCGUCAACUUCCACCAUCUUGCUCUCGUCGAUCAGUUAUUUGGUUACGUUUAUGCGUUUGUUGUGUUCAUGAUAUCUGUGAAGUUUCUUCGACUUUUCAGGUUUAACCGCCGUAUGUCGCUUCUCGGAUCCACUCUCAAGUGCGCAGCGAAGGAGCUCCUUCACUUUGGAAUCAUCUUUGGACUGGUUUUUGUCGGAUUUUCUCACCUGUGUUACUUGGUAUUUUCGCACGAGCUGUACAAAUUCCACACUUUUGUCACCACGGUGGAGACCCUUAUCAGUGUUAUGCUCGGAAAGUUUAGUUACGUCACUCUGGAAAAAGCCAACAGGGUGCUGGGCCCGAUGAUGUUCUUCUUCUACAGUAUAGGCGUGGUCUUCAUUCUUGUGAACAUGUUCCUGUCGAUUAUCGUUGAGAAUUUCAAGAGAGUGAAACGUAACAACGACCUUCAGUCUAACGAGUACGAGAUCGUGGACUUCAUGACGGAACAUUUUAUGAACUGGUUAGGUCUAACGUCAAGAUCGAUUUUCAAAAAUCGAGUAUUCUCUGAGAGGCAUCUACAGCAGCCUUUGUACAAAAAAAGAAAGAAAAUAGAUAAAGCAGCAGAGUUGAAAGACAAAGUCGAUCGACUGGUCUCGCUCAUUCAAAGGGUUCACUUUGAUAGCAAUGAUGACGACUUCCUCAGAAACGAUGGAGAAGUGACUUAUCAAAUUCCUGAUAUAAAACUCGAAACUUAUUGUUAA